This is a messenger RNA of Brassica oleracea var. oleracea, 1556 nucleotides long. Its product is annotated as protein trichome birefringence-like 24. Gene Ontology annotation, cellular component: Golgi apparatus. Lineage: Eukaryota; Viridiplantae; Streptophyta; Magnoliopsida; Brassicales; Brassicaceae. The transcript has 3 exons. Gene Ontology annotation, molecular function: O-acetyltransferase activity. Bases 93 to 1397 code for a protein of 434 amino acids. The record is from RefSeq and is a predicted model, not a curated record.
AAUCAAAGCAUAAAGAAAAGUCCAGAGCAUUUGUCGGUCUAAUAAACACACUCAUACCAAGGACACAACACACUGUUCAUAUCUUCCUUGAGAUGAAGCUGAAGGUGUUCUCAGUCUCCAAGAUCCAUAAGAAUGUGUUCCUCAUCAAGCUCUUCUCUGCUAUUCUCAUAACAGGUCUCGCUUUCAGUCUCUUCAUUUUCCACUCCAGCGACUUUUCUCCAGUCUUUGCUUCGGUCACCGGAAGAUUCGAAGCACGGUUUCUGCCGCCGAAGGUUAUCGUACCGGAAAAUGAAGAUCUCAUUCCUCAGGAUAUUGAAAUAGAGAAGUGUAAUCUCUUCGCUGGUAAAUGGAUCCCAGAUUCAUCAGGACCAACCUACACAAACAGCUCAUGCGGUAAUCUCAUCGACGGUCACCAAAACUGCAUCACCAACGGCAGGCCUGACCUAGACUUUCUCUACUGGAAAUGGAAGCCUCAUGACUGUUUGUUACCACGUUUUGAUCCUCGAAAGUUUCUUCAACUUAUGAGAAAUAAAUCUUGGGCAUUCAUCGGUGACUCCAUCGUGCGUAACCACGUCGAAUCUCUGCUUUGUAUGCUCUAUAUGGUAGAAGAACCGGUUGAAGUGUACCACGACAAGGAGUACAAAUCGAAAAGAUGGCAUUUCCCUAUACAUAACUUAACUAUAUCCAACAUCUGGUCGCCAUUUCUAGUCCAAGCCGCUAUUUUUGAAGAUUCAAACGGUGUCUCAUCCGCAGCGGUCCAGCUACAUCUUGACAAACUCGAUGAGACAUGGACCAGUCUGAUGCCUACCCUAGACUAUGCGAUCAUCUCAACCGGUAAAUGGUAUCUUAAAGCCGCUGUUUACCACGAAAAUGCUAAACCGGUCGGUUGCCAUAUUUGUCCGGAAAAGUCUCGCUUGGAAGAGCUAGGAUUCGACCAUGCUUAUAACGCCUCGCUGCGUAACGUCAUGGACUUCAUAGCAGAUGAAACUAACCGUAAAGGUACGGUGUUUUUCAGGACUUCGACUCCAGACCAUUUUCAAAACGGGGAGUGGCAUAACGGUGGGACGUGUAGGCAAACCGAGCCGGUGAGUGAUGAGGAGGCUGAGAUGAAAAACGUACAUAAGAUACUAAGAGGUUUGGAGAUUGGUCAGUUCGAGAGAGCGGUUAGAGAGAAGACGGGUGAGGACGGUGGUGGUGGUGGUGGUAAUGUAAAGCUUUUGGAUUUCACCGGGAUGUUAUUGACUCGACCCGAUGGUCAUCCGGGUGCGUACCGAGCGUUUAGGCCGUUUGAUAAAGACAAAAAUGCAAAGGUACAGAAUGAUUGUCUGCAUUGGUGCUUGCCUGGUCCGAUUGAUUACUUGAAUGAUGUUAUAUUGGAGACCAUAGUAAAUGGCUAAACCGGACUGAGCAAAUUGUGGUUGUUGGUUCAUUGCCAAUUGAUGAAAGAAAUGAGACCCGGUUCUCUGGGGAUUAAUAGACUAAUACAGAACAAAUUUGUGAGAAGUGUAUUAUAUCGGUUCGUGGGAGCUAGCAAAACCGGUUUGGUAAAGGACUUA